Molecule: messenger RNA, 243 nt
Organism: Rotaria sp. Silwood1
Lineage: Eukaryota; Metazoa; Rotifera; Eurotatoria; Philodinida; Philodinidae
Source: the annotation of a GenBank genome assembly
AUGUCAGAUGAAAAAGUACAAUGGUUUUGGAAUGCAGCUCCAAAUCCAUUUGAUAAAAAUCAAUCACCAACAUGGACUCCAUAUAGUGGAGAAGAUAAUAAAAUAAUUGAAGAACAUUUUCAAAAAAAAUCUUUAAAAGCUGAACUUAAAAAUCAUUUUAUAUACUUUAAUGAACGUAUGCAAGUACAAAAACAAGAUUUUCAUAGACAAAGACCAAUUAAACGUGAACCACCACCUAAAUAA